Messenger RNA from Aphanomyces invadans, 624 nucleotides. RefSeq lists its product as hypothetical. The coding region runs from base 1 to 624 and encodes 207 amino acids. The transcript has a single exon. Lineage: Eukaryota; Oomycota; Saprolegniomycetes; Saprolegniales; Verrucalvaceae. The record is from RefSeq and is a predicted model, not a curated record.
AUGACCUGCCUCGUCGAGACCGGCGGCAACGCUUCCGCUGCGACGGCGCGGAGCAGCGGGCAGUCCCCCCCCCACACGUCCGAAACCAGCUCCACCGACAAGAAGAAUAAGUCGACGUAUUGUAAACAGUACUACGAACGCAACCGUGAGAAGCGCAUCCUCCAGAGCAAAGAGUACCAGCGGCGAAAUCGCGACAAAGUUCGCGCAUAUCGGCAACAGAAUCGCGACAAGGAGCUCGCACGGAUGAAGGUGUACAACAAGAUGUGGUACCAGCAGAACCGCGACAAAGUCCUGGCGCGGCUGAAACAGUAUCGCAAGCAAAACCCGGAAAAGGAAGCCAAGUGGGUCAAGGACUACCGACAACGCAACAAAGACAAGAUCAACCAGCGCAAGCGCGAACGCUACUCCAAGCGAAAACGAUCGGGUAUGGACACCCCGUCAAGGGUGGUCGCGGCCCCCGCCAUGGCCCUCGACUAUGUGCUGAACAACGCCACAACGGAGGGGGUCGACUGGACCCCGGAACCCUCCAAUCUUGCGGGGUCUUCGUGGUUACCAUCGCUGCACCCCAUGCAGUCGGCCUUGCCGCCACCCAAAACGAGCCUCUCCUUCUUGCUCAACGCAUAG